This is a messenger RNA of Dentiscutata heterogama, 1133 nucleotides long. Lineage: Eukaryota; Fungi; Glomeromycota; Glomeromycetes; Diversisporales; Gigasporaceae. The record is from the annotation of a GenBank genome assembly.
GAAUAAAGUUCUUCAUGGUCUUUCCACUUCAUCAAUCACCUUGUCCGAUUGACCAGAACACAGUCAAUCAUGUAUAUAAAAACCAGGGAAAACAACAAAACAACGUGAACGACGAGGUGAUAGAGCAGCAAUAUUCAACGGAAUUAUCUAUUAAUUCUCAUGAAAAUAUAAACAUCUUAGAUACACCUGAAUACUGGGAACAAUUUUUAGGUGAUGCGGAUACAUUUUUACAGAAUGACUUUGAGAUGUUUGAUGAAUAUGGUGCACCGAUAGAUUCCCCUCCUAAUGCACCGUUCACUCCAUUUAUUGAAAAAGUAAAUCAAAUAUCAUCUUUAUAUGAAGAACCAAUAUACCAACAAUUAGAAUGUUCGACCAUCAAUUGGCUUUGGUCAACAUUUAUACAAUCUAUCAUGAAUGGAAUGCCGCAUCUACCAAGUGAUCGUAUAAGCGAUGUCAUCGAGGUUGAUUUCCCUACAGAUUUUGCUAUGUCAACAUUUUACCAGCUCCUUAGUCAAAUGACCUUAUUAGGACCACACGUAUUUACAAAAUGUACGAUAUUACGCAUGAUGAGUUUUAGUGAAUGGAAUCGUAAACAUUCACUUCCAGAUCAUCGCCCAAUAUGGAAUGUUGAAUCAAAUAAUUGUGCAGAUAUUGAAAUAGUCGAACCUGGUGAAGUUAUUGAUGAAUUAAUUAAUGAACAUUUGGUAAACAGUUCAAAUAUAUCAUCAUCCUCAGAAAUUUCUGAACAAAAAUCACCUUCAUCAAAUCAACAACCAACUACUGAACAAAAACAAAUUGUAUCAUUAGACAUCGUAAUACAAGGACAAUAUCUUUCACCCCAGAGUGAAAUGUUUUCAAAAAUUUUUCAUUAUAUGUCAACACAAAUAUUUUUUCGUCCACAUCCUUGUGGUCGAUAUGCUUCAAGGAUUACUAUGCCGGUUCCUUCUGUUUCUACCAUUGAACCAAUUAUGAUAUGGCUGUACAAUCAUGAUGAUGAUGCAUGGUUGAAAACAGUGACGCCAAGGAGCUUUGAACAGAUUUGUCAGAACGUGAUAUUUUUGGGAUUGGGUGAUAAUGCUUUAGAGGUGUUAUAUAACUAUUUUCAACAGCAUUUGGAAGAAAUAAUUCAAUAG